AUGUCAACCACGUUAAAAGCGUUAGGAGUAGAAGUCUUAAGCUUUACUAAAUCUCGAUAAGAAGAAGCCGUCCACACUUAGUCUUCCUUAAGAAUUACUCCAUUUAUAACAAUUGAAUCUGAAACGUUUGACUGGAGUACAAUCAUUUCAAAACCUGAACUUCUCUCAGUUAAAGCAAAAAAGAAUGAGUAAUAUAUAAAUGCUGAAACCAUCCCAGAAGACUUACUGUAAGGUGAAGUGUAAUGGCCAGUAUAGUAUUUAAAAUUAUUCAAAAUAGUAUGCAGAAAACUCACUUUAUAUGUUUUCUUCAUAAAGUCCAUUCAGAAUGAGUUUAUUUCAAACAUUAAGAUCUUAAAAAUUAAUUAGCUUUAUGAGAUUAAUAACCAUUCUAAAUGUUGCUGCUGUUUGUGCUUAUGAUUAUUAGUCAAGAAUAGAAUAAGAAGAUUUUCAAAGGAAUAGAAUUUGUAUAACCAUAGAGAUUGUUUGCAAUAUAAUGUUUGGAUUGGAAUGUUUGGCAUAUAUUAUUUUGUAGGGAUUUGUGUUUGGAUAAAAUACAUAUUUAAAAUCAUGGUGGAAUAUUAUAAAUUUUGCUACUUUCAUAUCCACAUGGGCUAUUUUAGGAAAUAUUAAUAGUACUAAUUAAUUAAUACAUAUUUUAAGAGUCAUUAGAAUAUUUAGAGUACUUAGAUUAAUUUAAGACUCUAAAACACUAAAUAAAUAAUUAGGAGCAUUUAUAGGUAGUUUUUAAAGAUUAGGACCUAUUCUAAUUCCAUUAUUAUUUGUUGUUCUAUAUUACAGCAUUAUUGGAUUGCAUUUAUUUAUGGGAAUAACAGAAUACAGAUGUAGAGAAACUCCGGAACCUGAAGAAGGAAAAUGGAUUGCUGUAGAGGAUAUAAAGUAUUUGUGUGGAAUUUGGGAUUGUCCAGAAAAUACAUAUUGUGGUUCAUUAGCUGAUCAUGGAUUACCAAGAGAUUUAGAAGAAAAUAAAUUUGAAUAAUUUGGAUUUGGAUUCAUAAGAUUUGAUGAUUUCUUUUAUUCAUUAUUUGUUGUAUUCACUUUUCUUACUAUUAUUGGAUGGUCAGGUACAACUUUUAUGUUUUGGAGAGCAAUGACAACUUAUGUUACUGCAUUUUAUUUUGUUUCUUUAAUUUUCAUAUUGUAUUUCUAUUUCAUUAUAUCAAAGGGCUUAUUUAUUAUCUAAUUUACUUUUGGCAUCUUUUUAUGAAUCUUUUAUGGUGUUAAGUUCAAUUAAAUAAAAUAAGAAUUCAGAUAAUGAAUAAGAAGCCUUAGAGAAUGAAAUUAAGAAAAAGAAACAAUAAUAAAUGAUGAUGAGACUACAAUAAUUAAAUGAUUAGAAAAAUUUAAAAAGAGUUAAAAAGAGAAAAUAUGAAGUUUCACUUUAUUAUUAGGAUGAGGAAGAAGAAAUUAAUACUUUUGGUGAAAAUUUUAAGAAAUUUCAACAUUUCUCUAAUCUAAUAGUUAAAUCAAACUUAUUUAAUUAUUUAAGUUGUUCUAUGAUAUUUAUUUCAGCAAUUGUUAUCAUUUCUGAUCAUCAUUAGAUUUCAAAUAAAACGUAAUUAUUUAUAAUUAAUAAUAUAUUAGUUAUGAAAAUUUAUUAAUAGUGGAUUUCAUUUGUAUGAUAUAUUUCAUUGCAGAAUUAAUAAUAACUAUAUGGGGUAUAGGUAUGGAACAAUUUAAAGAAAUAAUUGAUAUUUUUGACACACUUGUCAUACUAUCUUAAUUUAUAUUAAUUGUUGUAUUAUUUUUCAUGGAUGAAAAUAUUAUAAUCAAUUAUAAUCAGUACAUCAAUUUUGUUAAAGCUUUAAAAAUGCUGAGAUUGGUAUAUAUUGAAUUUAAAUUAUAAUUAGAUGAAAUUCCUAUAUAUUGCAAGAGUUUUUUAUUCAAUAAGUGUCUUAGCACGAUGUUUAGUUCAAACUUUAUUAAAGAUUAAAGACUUAAUAUUCCUUUUUAUAUUUUUGAUUCUAAUUACUUCACUUUUUGGACAAGAACUGUUAGCUUAUAAAGUAAGAUUUGAAGAAUUACCUAAUGGAGAAUUGGAAAUUUCUCAUUCAAAUGAAGGAAUUUCUGCUACUAUUAAUUAUGAAGGAUUUGGUAAUGCUUUGAUGGCUGCAACAAAUGUAUUUUAUAAUGAAGAAUGGCAUAUUACAAUGUUUAUACAUGCUCAAAAAAUAUCAGUUUCUAUAUUUUAUCAUAUAUGUUCUAUAUUAAUGGGUUAAGUAUUAUUUGUCAGAUUGUUUUUAGCAGUAUUUUUAAAUGAAUUUUGUAAAUAAUUAAAAAAGAUUGAAUAAGAAAUUAAACCAAUUAAUUUUAUAUUAAAUAGUAAAAAAGUUUUAAAUUAUAUAAUUUAAUUUAUAAAAAGAAGAAGAAGAUCAAAAAUACAUUCUUAAGCUCAAUUACAAUAAUAGAUAAAUCCAUAAACUAAAAAGUCAAUAAAUUAAUAAAAAUUAUCUAUGUUUCAUAAUUUAAAUGGAAUGAAAAUAUAAAAAAUACCAGAUAGUACUCAUAAUGAAUUAAUUGAAUAAAAAGUUUAAACUCCCUCUAAUAUAUUUUGUAAUAAUUUAUUUGUUGAUUAUUAGCUAAUAAAGAAAGUAUGAUCGAUCCAUUAAAAAAGGAAUAAAAAAUCACAGAAAAGAUUGGUGAAAAUUAAAUUUCUUAAGAAGAUGAUGAUAUUUAAGAUCAUAAUAUUGAGGAUCAUUAACGAGAAGAAGAAGCAGAUCAAGAUUCAAAUUAUGAUGAUAAUUUAAAAUCACCAGAUGAUCCAAAUCAUCUAGUUUAACCUUAAAAUUUAAACAAAAGUAUUAGAAAAUCUAUAAGAUAAAAUAAUACAGAAAAAACUCUUUUUAUAUUUGCUCCUGAAUCAGAUUUUAGAUAAUUAGUAACUACUUUAGUAACAAAUUUCUAUUUUAGAAUUUUUAAUUUUACUUUAAUUCUUUUAACUUGCAUAAGAAUUGCAUUAUUAAGUCCAUUAGAAGAUCCUAAUUCAGAUCUUUCUUAUAUUUUAUAAAUUGGUUAUAUUUUUUUAACAGUAUUUUACAUAUUAGUGAUUUUAUUGAAUUGCAUAGCUUUUGGUUUAUACAAAACUGAAUAAUCUUUUUUUAGAUAAUCAGUCUAUAACAUUUUCUCAUUUGCUAUAACUAUAGUUGAUCUUAUUACUUUAAUCUUUGAUAUAACUCAUCCAUUAAGCAAGUUUAUUACUUCUUUAAGAAUUCUUUAAUUUAUUUAGAUAGGAGCAGUAUUUUCAAAGAAUAUUGCAUAUGCAUAAGAAUCUUUAUUAAAUGCGUUUGCUUAAAUGAUUUAAUUAGCAUUAUUUUGUGUAAUAAUAUUAUCAAUCUAUGGAGUUUUUGCUCUUAAAAUAUUGAAAGGAACUAUGUAUCAUUGUGAUGCUUAUGAUAUUAAGUUUAAAGAACAUAUAUAAACAGAAACUGAUUGUUUUGAUUAUGGUGGAUCAUGGAUAAAUUAAAUAUUGACAUUUGACUCUAUAUUUUCAAGCAUAUUAACAUUAUUUUGUGUAGCUACAUCUGAAAAUUGGAUACCACUCUAAAUUUAAGCUUGGAAUGCAGUUGGAAUAAAAAAACAACCAAUAUCAAGUAAUAAUAGAUCAUUUGCAGUUUAUUUUCAAAUAUUUUUCUUUUUAGGUUUUUUAUGUUUAUUAAAUAUGUUUAUUGGAUUGAUAGUUAAUGCAUAUUAGGAAGCAAAAAUGAAAGCUUAAAAUUUACAUUUAUUAGAUGAAACCUAAAGAGAAUGGUUUUAAAUUAAAAUGUAAAUUUAUACUUUAAAACCACUUGUUAAAUCUAAAAAGCCUUAAAAUGCUUUAAGAAAACUUUUAUUUUUUAUGGUUAAACAGAAAUAUUUUAAGAUAUUUUGGUUGAUUAUAAUUUUUAGUAAUACAAUUAUUUUGGCAAUUCAUUUUUAAAGAGCAGAUGAAAAUUAUAGUAAAACAUUAGAUAUUAUAAAUGAUAUUUUUGUUGCAAUUUUUGUUUUUGAAAUUUUAUGUAGAUUUUUUGCUAAAGAGAAACAUUUAUAUUUUAAAGAUAUUUCAAAUAUUGUUGAUAUAAUAGGUAUUUGGUGGGCAAUAGCAAAUUUGUUUAUAAAGAAUAAAGAUGAUUAUAAUUUUUAUUUUAAGAGAAUAUCUAAUGCAAUAUCAGUAGCAUAUUAAUUAUAAAGAAAUUAUAGAAUAAUAAAACGUUUUAAUAAUUUGGAAAAAUUAUUUUCAUCAAUAUUUUCAGUGAUUCCAAAUGCUUUAUCGAUGCUUUUUAUAAUGUUUAUAUUUUUAUUUAUUUACACAACAUUAGGAAUAGAUAUGUUUGCAUUUAUACGUACAUAAACAAGUUUAAAUGGAUGGGAUUAACAUUUUCGUAAAUUUUCAACAGCAAUGUUUUCUUUAAUAAAAGUAGCAAGUUCAGAAAGUUGGUGGACAAUCAUGAUUGAUACUUUGCAUGAAUAAUCUCCAAAUUUUGCUUGUAAUUAUAUGUCUAAUUAUAAUGAUUACUUAAUAUAUGGAUUUAAUGGUUGUGGAACUCCCUAUGCUUAUUUAUACUUUAUUUCAUUCCACAUAAUAUUUUCUCUAAUGAUUUUAAAUCUUCUUAUAGCAUCUGUAUUAGUAGCUUAUGAGGAACAUGUGAAAAGUGAAGAAUCAGCAGUAAGCAAAUAUUAAUUAAAUGAUGUAUUAUCAUUAUGGCGAAAUUAUGAUCCUUAAGGAAAUGGAUUUAUAAAUUAUAAAGACUUUUGGAAAUUGUCAUCAGAAAUAGCAAUUAUAUUUGGAGUAGCUUAGGAUGAUUUAUUGGAUGUUAAUAAUAAGAAAAAUUUUCUCAAGGUAUUAAAUAUUCCAAUCUAUGAAUCUAAAGAAUCGAAUAUGUUAUGUUAUAAAUUUCAUGAUGUGAUUUUAUCAUUAACAAAAAUUUCAGUUACUCUUAAGUAUGGAGUUACAAAGUAAUUAUUUAAUUUAUUAUUAAAUAUAGUCUUGAACCAACAGAUAAGAUAAUUUAAUAAAAGCUAUUAGCUUAAUUAGAUGAUUUGUAACAUAAAAAUUAAAUGAAUUAAUUUACUCCAACAAGUUUUAAUAGUGGUGAUAUGGUUGCUAUUAUAUACAUUCAAAAGAAAUUUCGACUUUGGAAAAAAAGAGUCAAAGUAUUAAGAGAGGGAGGAGAUGUUAAAGCUAUUUAUAAUGAAAUGUCAGAUUUAAAGAAUAUGAUUAAGAGAUAAUAAGAACUUGAAGAAUAGUAAGAAAAGUAAAAAUGA
This is a messenger RNA of Paramecium sonneborni, 5259 nucleotides long. Lineage: Eukaryota; Ciliophora; Oligohymenophorea; Peniculida; Parameciidae. The record is from the annotation of a GenBank genome assembly.